Messenger RNA from Tilletiopsis washingtonensis, 1401 nucleotides. RefSeq names its product acid protease. Gene Ontology annotation, molecular function: aspartic-type endopeptidase activity. The record is from RefSeq and is a predicted model, not a curated record. Gene Ontology annotation, biological process: proteolysis. The coding region runs from base 1 to 1401 and encodes 466 amino acids. NCBI's taxonomy places the organism in Eukaryota, Fungi, Basidiomycota, Exobasidiomycetes, Entylomatales. The transcript has 4 exons.
AUGGUCCGGCACUCUCUUCUCGUCUCUGCCCUCGUGCUCCUCGGCGCCACGCUCAGCGACGCGGCGCCCAGCGUCGUCUCGCGCCGCGAUGUGCCGCAGGAGGGCGUCUCGCAGGCCAUCUCUCGCCGAGGCGCCGCCGCCGCCGCCGAUCCGGAGCGCAUCCACGCCUGGGCCAAUGCGCAGCGCACACAUCUGCGGCGCAAGUAUGCCCUCGACGACGCCGCCGACGAGGUGCAGAGCAGAGACACGGCGGGAGCGGCCACGCUCGCAAACGUGCAGAGCGACUCGAGCUGGACGGCCACGUUCUCCGUGGGCAGCAAUGCGCAGCAGGUGCCGCUUGUGCUCGACACGGGCUCGGCCGACAUCUGGAUCGCGUCGGGCGCACGGAGCCCCUACUCGCCCAGCUCCUCGUCGUCCUUCACCAACGCCAGCACGGCAUUCGACAUCACAUACGGCUCGGGUGCUGUCGAUGGCUACCUCGUGCGCGACACGAUGAGCGUUGCCGGCAAGACGGCCUCGUCGCAGACCUUUGCGCUCGCCACUGCCGUGACGGCCGGUCUGCUCAACAGCGAAAUCUCCGGCAUUGCAGGCCUCGGCUUUCAGAGCCUCAGCACCAGUCAAUCGCCGCCACUGUGGAGCAACGUCGGCCUCACGAGCGGCGCCGAGGAGUUUGCCUUCUUUCUCAACCGGCAGAUCCAGACGGCGACGACGUCGAGCGACCUCGAGCAGUACGGCGGCGUAUUCACUCUCGGCGGCGCAAAUUCAACGCUCUACCAGGGCGCGAUCAACUGGAGCAACGUAAUCAACAAGGCCUACUGGCUCAUCACGCUCGGCGGCGUCUCCGUCUCAUCACGCUCGGCGGCGUCUCCGACGGCGCUCGACGUCAGCUCGACGAACAAGGCCGCCAUCGACACGGGCACCACGCUCAUCGGCGGUCCCUCCUCUGUCAUCUCUGCGCUGUACGCGCAGAUCCCCGGCGCGCAAGCCAGCGCUUCCUCGCAGGGAUACUACGAGUUCCCAUGCGACACGGCAGUCAACACUACCAUGACUUUUGGCGACCAGCAGUACGCCAUCAACACGCAGGACUUUGUCGCCGGCGCCACGAACCGCGCCGGCACGACGUGCAUGGGCGCCUUCUUCGACGUGGGCAGCGACGCAAACACGCGCUCGCUGCAGUGGAUCGUCGGCGAUGCGUUCCUCAAGGGCGUGUACUCGGUGUUCCAGAACGGCAGUCCCGCACGCGUCGGCUUCGCAGCACUCGCAGACGGCCUCAACUCGGGCACCAGCAGCACGACGGUUGCGCAGACCAAGGCUGCCACGAGUGGCGCCGCAGCGUUCAGCAGUGGAUGCGUCGCUGUCGGCCUGGCGGCGGUCGUGACGAGCGCGCUUCUCCUGGCAUAG